CAUACCCCACCGGAAGAAGAAAACAACAACAAUAUUGCAUAAGACGUAAAAUUGGCAGUGUUAUCCGGCAAUUUAUUGCAGCAAGAUGAAUGAUGAUAAAGAUGAUGAUUUUUUUGGGAAAGGAUUUCCAUUCUUUGGUGGAUUUAGCGACCAUUUUAAAGACAUGAAUAGAGAGAUGGAAGAGAUGAGUCGACAGUUUGAGGAAAUGUUUAGAAAUGCUAGAAUAGAGUUUCAUCCACCUAACAUGGAUGGAAAAUCUCCACCCUUGAAGUUUCCCGGGGAUUUCCCACCAAUGAAUUCCCCACCCCUGAAGUUUCCUGGGGGAGGGGGAGGAGGAGCAGGUACCCCUCCCACAAAUCCCAGGGAUCAGAUGUUGAAAAGUGAUGACAGUGAUGAUAAGACAAACAUGAUGAAAGGCUCACAGGAUCAGUCGCCAGUCCCCCACAGACCUAGAAUAUCUAUGAGAAGAUUAACGCCUGAAGAGAAGGAAAGAUUAUCCUCUCCAUCUUCUACUACAAAUAAUAAACCCAUCAUAUCAGGUGUAAUGAGAAGUGUACAGACAGUACAGCUUAGUGAUGGCAGCACCAAGAAGAUUGAGACAACUGUAGAGAAUGGACAGACGUGUAAAACCGUCAUGAUAACAGACCCUAAAGGUGAAACAACAUCCACAACAUCAUGUGAGAGGCUUAACAUAGAUGGAAUACCACUUGGCAACCUACCCGAGGGAUCAGCUGUUUUCACGAUACCUUUUCCUGAAAUGAACCCAGGUGCACCAAACACAGGUGUGCCCAAUCCAGGUGUGUCAAACCGUGGUAUGCCAGGUGUAAACACUGACUUAACAAAAGAAGAUGCCAGCUUUUUCAGCAAAUUAUUUGGAGGCUUUUGGAGUAAGCCCAAAAGUUAGAAAUAAAAAGAAUUUUUACUGAAGGUGAAAAGUUUACGUUGGCUGAACCCUAAAAUUGAACAUUUUUUAAACCUAAAGUCAAUAUUAGGUUCUCAAGUAACUUUUGACAAGGAGGGUUUUGGUUUUGUUUUGAACUUGUUUUAUAGUCCAGGAAUGUUAUUCUAGUAAAAUUGUCUUUCAUUUUCAGUUUUAUUGAUUAUUAUAUAAUUACUAAGAUUUUUAUAUGUGUAUGUGAAUGUAUGAAGAAUAAAUAUAAUGGGAAUC
Ruditapes philippinarum (Manila clam) is the source of this 1168-nucleotide messenger RNA. RefSeq lists its product as uncharacterized. The transcript is spliced from 7 exons. The record is from RefSeq and is a predicted model, not a curated record. Lineage: Eukaryota; Metazoa; Mollusca; Bivalvia; Venerida; Veneridae. Bases 86 to 904 code for a protein of 272 amino acids.